Capronia epimyces CBS 606.96 is the source of this 1287-nucleotide messenger RNA. RefSeq lists its product as uncharacterized. Bases 1 to 1287 code for a protein of 428 amino acids. Gene Ontology annotation, molecular function: DNA binding; zinc ion binding. Lineage: Eukaryota; Fungi; Ascomycota; Eurotiomycetes; Chaetothyriales; Herpotrichiellaceae. The transcript has a single exon. The record is from RefSeq and is a predicted model, not a curated record. Gene Ontology annotation, biological process: DNA-templated transcription.
AUGUGGUUCAAAGAAUCUCAGCCCUGGGUACCCAUCCUGACCCGAAAUCAAAUCCAAAGCGCCCUGGAAAGCCUACCUUUGCCGCUGACGCAUAUCGAUGAUCUGGUGCUCAAAGCAGUUUUGGCGCUUCAAAUCAAACAUUCGAGUCAAGCCAUUUUUCUGGGUUAUCAUGGAAGACUUCGACUGUCAGACUAUCUUCGGGCUCAGGUGUUCAAUGAAGCGCUCUCGAAGGCAAGCUUGAGUUCUCUCCAAGCGCUCUUGGUCAUAGCAAUCCUCGACUAUGGCGCAGACAACAUACCGAGCACGUUCAGCUUAUUAUCUGUUUGCCGUCGGAUGUGCGAGAGCAUUGGCCUCUUCCGUAAACUGUUGAAGCAGAUGGAAAUCCAGCAUCCGGCUCAGAUUGGCCCUCCGGCCAUAGUAAGCAAUGCUGCCGAUGAGCUCGCCAUCCCUCUGACAUGGGCCACACUCGCUCUGGAUGCGACGACGUCGCUCGGUAUCACUUGGCGAGACGUAUCAGCAGCACUGGUGGACCAUCUUUCAAGUGUGGCGUACGUCAGUACACCCGAUCUCAAGGACAGUUUUCGUAGCCACGUCCAUUUGGCGGCGAUUGGCUUGCAACCUCUACAUAUGUUCGUCCAUGAUCACGACCGAGGGAGGUACGACCAUUCCAGAAGCGAGGCGCUUGAGACAUGUGACGAGAUCUAUCACAACCUGAUGAGCUACGUCCGGUCACAGCCCAGUUCAAGCUAUACCUUGCUGGCGGAUGGGCUGAUCGACUUUGACCCUUAUCUCAUGCAGACCAGCUUGGUGGCCCAUGCAGGAGCCAUCAUCAUGUACAUGCCACUGGUUGAAUUUGAUGGCAAUGGACUCCAGGAGGUUCCCAUGCAGCGGUGUCUUCAAGCCUGUGAGGACCUUGUGCUUCUCGUUCAGAGCAUCAGUGACGCGGACUGUGAGCUGAGCUCGCCUGUGAUGCCGAGCAUGCUGUUCGUAGCUGCUCGAUUCAAGCUCAUUAUGUACCGGGGGCUGAGGCGCCCGCGGGAGCCGAUGUUUGACUCGCUGAUGCAUGGAAUCAACAUGAAUGGGCGUCGAUGGGAGGUUGCCCGCCGGUUGGAUAUUGUGCUCCGGGCAGCGAUCAUGGAGGUGGACGAGCAAGCCGAUAUGGAAGUGCCGGCAGUGUUUUGGAACUUGAAAAAGACUCACCUGGAUAUUUCUGAAGAGCUCAAGGAGUUCGUGGAGAGGAAGAAGCAUUGUUUGUAUGUGGGGGCAUUGAAUGGGCCAUAUGUGUGA